AUGGCUUCUGUUCUCGCCUCCUGCUUCCUCUGUGCGCUCAUUCUUCCACUGGCGCAAGCCUUUACGCACGACGACAUGAAGGACGCCCUGUUAAAGAAACUAGGGCUCAGUGAGGUUCCUCAGAUUCAUAAACGGGACCUGGAGAACCUAGUGGUGCCGGUGCACAUUAAGAACAAGUACCUGUCCAUGCUGAAGCUUCACCGCGAAAGGAGGCGCCGCUCUGUUCCCAGUUUGGCUGGGAUUUUACGCGGCAUCCCAGGGAACGCAGACAUCUCUGGAGAGUUUGUGUAUUCUGACACGACACGGCAGCGCGUAAUGUUCGAGAUGAACUCGAGGAUUCCGGAUAACAGCGAGGUGACGAUGGCCGAGCUGAAGCUGUACAAGAAAGCGCCUCAGACGCGCUCCGUGCCCGAGAGGAAGGGGCAGAAACCGGUCAACAACGCGCGGGUCAGCAUUUACUGGGUGGAAAUGCUCAGGAACGGCUCCAACCGCACUUCCCUCGUCGACUCCAGGUUGAUUCCAAUCCGUGAAUCGGGCUGGAAGAGCUUUGACGUCACGCAGGCUGUACAUUACUGGUCCAAGAGCGAGCGGAGCGCACACAUGCACCUGGAGGUGUGGAUCGAGGGUGAGAGACCUGGCAGUUACGCAGCGGAAAUGGCCAAGAGCGUCCGGUUUACCAGUCAGGAACCGAGCGACGUCCUGGGGAAACCCGAACUCAUCCUCUACACACUUAGCCUUGAAGAGUUUGGUUCACACGGUGACUGUGAGCCAAACAGAAGUAAGGAUCUGUGCUGCAGGGAGGAAUACUUCAUUAAUUUCCGCGCUCUGACCUGGACGCAGUACUGGGUGAUCGAGCCUGCGGGGUAUCAGGCAUUUCGCUGUGCAGGGGGCUGCAGGCAGCCACAGAACGGGGUUUACACUUAUGGCCAAAGGAAAUGUGCAGUAGUGGAAAGCGCCCCACUGCCCAUGAUGUACCUGGUGAAAAAGGGAGAUUACACCGAAAUCGAAGUAGCCGAAUUUCCGAACAUGAUCGUAGAGAAGUGCGGCUGCGCCAUGGACAACGUUUCCCUUGUAUGA
Neoarius graeffei (lesser salmon catfish) is the source of this 1077-nucleotide messenger RNA. It is a transcript of the gene lft1, whose product is annotated as lefty1. NCBI's taxonomy places the organism in Eukaryota, Metazoa, Chordata, Actinopteri, Siluriformes, Ariidae. Gene Ontology annotation, molecular function: cytokine activity; transforming growth factor beta receptor binding; growth factor activity. The transcript is spliced from 4 exons. Gene Ontology annotation, cellular component: extracellular region. The record is from RefSeq and is a predicted model, not a curated record. Gene Ontology annotation, biological process: SMAD protein signal transduction; BMP signaling pathway. The coding region runs from base 1 to 1077 and encodes 358 amino acids.